Molecule: messenger RNA, 2251 nt
Organism: Chelmon rostratus (copperband butterflyfish)
Lineage: Eukaryota; Metazoa; Chordata; Actinopteri; Chaetodontiformes; Chaetodontidae
Gene: cltb
Product: clathrin, light chain B
Exons: 5
Coding region: 257-868 (203 amino acids)
Biological process (GO): intracellular protein transport; clathrin-dependent endocytosis; clathrin coat assembly
Cellular component (GO): clathrin coat of coated pit; synaptic vesicle membrane; plasma membrane
Molecular function (GO): clathrin heavy chain binding; structural molecule activity
Source: RefSeq, a predicted model, not a curated record
AUCAUCACACUGGCUAAGUGGAGAAAUCAUGAAUCAUCAGUGAGGGCCUGAAGUCUAAGCUUAGAUUGUUUAUUACAGACGGGUAAAUUGUUUGCCCUGUUGCCCACAGUAGCACACUUAGAAUAGCUUAUAUUCGAGUAAAACACUGAAGUUGUUUCUAUCAACGUUGUAGAACCGGUGGCCUAAUUUUGGGGCUGUGACGUUAGCUAGCUAAACCUACCGAGCUCAGUUAAACUUGUGAGCACUUUUGUGAAAGAUGGCUGACAACGGAGUACACCCGGCAGAGGAGGACCCAGCUGCAGCUUUCCUGGCUCAACAGGAGAGUGAGAUAGCGGGGAUAGAGAACGACGGCGAGGGAUUUGGGGCGCUGGAAGGAGCGGACGGCCAACCGUCGUCUCAGCCGCAGGCGGCCAACUAUGACGGUUUCGAAGAUGAGCCUGCCACGUUGAAUGGGGACCUGUUUCAGGAGUCCAAUGGCCCAACAGACAACUAUGCAGCCAUUGCCCAGGUGGAUAUUCAGAGGCAAGAGCCAGAGAGUUUACGCAAGUGGAGGGAGGAGCAGAAGACACGCCUUGAUGCACUAGACUCGGCAUCCAAGGCGGCAGAGGCAGAGUGGAGAGAGAAAGCCAAAAAGGAGCUGGAGGACUGGCAUGUACACCAGAGUGAGCAGAUGGAGAAGAACAAGGCCAACAACAGAGCAUCAGAGGAGGCUUUCCUGGCGGAGAGCGAUGGCGACAGCCCAGGAUCUGAAUGGGAGAGAGUAGCCCGUCUCUGUGACUUCAAUCCGAAAACCAACAAACAGGCAAAGGAUGUUUCUCGAAUGCGCUCUGUCCUCAUCUCUCUCAAACAGACACCUCUCGUUCGCUAGAAUUCUGUUCUAGAAGCAUUGCCUUUUCAGUUUUAACCUCACAUCACAUCAGGAGAGUUUGUAUGCCAUUUUCCAUAAAAUCCCUGGUAUGUUUCUAACCUUUGAAAACUUCCUUUUUUCUUGAUGCCUAUUGCAUUGAAAUAAUAUACUUAAUCCCACUCUCGUGUGAGAUGGACGACUCCAUUAGAUGGUCAGUUUUAUCACUGUUAUGCUUAAGAAAAUAUUGUUACUGUAAGUUAAAAAUUUUUAUUCCCCUUUAACUUAUAAAUUGUGACUAGGUCAACCUUAUUGCAUGCCUCUGCCAAUAUUUUGGAUGCACAAUUUUUAGUUUUUCCAUAAAUUUGCAUUUAGGUCAAUGUCAAACACUUAAGCACUAUUGCAUAUUAGAUUGUAACCACUUAUGCCUCUCAUCAAUGUAGAAUUAUAAACACAGUCUUUGUUGACAUUUGAUGUAUUGUGUCCCUAAUUACCAUAUUUAACAUAGCUAGCAUAUGUUUCUCUUUCAAAUGCAUAAGCUUGUGGCCUUUUUGAUGUAGCUCUUACUCCAGUUUGAGUAUUUAGCCAGAAGGGUUUCCUCUUCAAUUGAGCGAGAUUCCAGCAAAACGACAACAACAACAAAAAUCACGACCAAAGAUUUCUGCUAUCAUCUAAAUUUUCAGAGUUCACAUGAUUAACGGCUUGUUCAAUUUCUCAUUUCACUGCUUUUUCUCAGCGGAUGUUUUAUGCGCCGUUUUUGUGUUACACCAAUAUGUUUUUAAUUUUUUAAACCCGAAUCAAUAGGGUGUCAGUGUCAACAGUAAUGUCUGCACAUUGUUUCACAUGCUGCCUAUUUGGACAUUAUGAAUACUGAAAAAAGUGAAUGUUAAAAGGGAACUAGAAAAUAAAAACAGUGGCGUAUGAUCACCUUAAGUAAUUUGUCCUCAGCAUAAAUUAUGUGCGGCCCAGUGUCAACAUCCACCUUUGCAUACACUCAAAUGUACACUGCUGAAGCCUGUGCUCCUGGGAAAUUGGCAUGUCCGAGGAAUUCACCCUCACUUUUUUUUUAGCAUUAAAAUGUUUCCAGGUGCAUGGCAGCAAGCUCUGUGUUUACUUCUGUAUUCCAUAAAGGCACGAUUUUAACUCUGAACUGGCCACCGAAAUGCCUCCGCAAAAGUAAAGUGAUUUCACAAAGUGCUGUCCACACUCCUGGUCCAACAUUUGAAGGCCUCCUGCUCAAGGAUUUUCAAGUGAAACUGAAAGUCUGGAGUGUUUGAGGUGGACACUGAGAUUGGGCCUGUCUUUUGUAGAAAUGCCUCCUCCCAUGUAGAGCUGCUCACACAGGCCAUUGAUAUGAUUUUUUUUUUUUAAUAACCUGUGAAAUAAAGGUUGUAGGUUUCCCCUGAA